UUCCUAGCUUCACAUUCUCAAUCCCUGGCAAAAAAAAACUUAUUCGUCUCAGAAAAAUUGCACUUGUGAAAUUCGUAAAAUAGAUUAAUAAUAAAUUUACAAGAUGUCUUUAUCGACGGGUGUUAUUGGUCGCAUAAUGCAAGGCGAGGAUGUGGAAAAUCCUGUCCUACAGAUUCUGGCCAUCAAGCGAAUCAAUAGCAAUGUGGAAUCGGAACGCUAUCGCAUUUUAAUAUCUGAUGGCAUGUACUUCAAUAGCUACGCCAUGUUGGCCAGUCAAUUGAAUCAUUUGCACCAAGCGGGUGAUUUGGAAGAGUUCACCAUUGUCCGACUGGACAAAUAUAUGACAUCCUUGGUGGGCAAAGAGGGUGUGGGAAAACGUGUCCUAAUCAUCAACGAAUUGAGUGUUCUUAAAUCUGGAUCCGAGCAGAAAAGCAAAAUCGGCGAGCCGGUAACCUAUGAGAAUGCCAAGAAAACACCCGCCCCUGCGGCCCCGUCCAUUCCCACCAAAAAGGAGCCUCUCUUUGGCAAUAUCAACAGCAGCAAGAACAACAAUAACAAUAAUAAUAACAACAACAACACCAUGAAUUCUACACUUAAUGCUGGAUUAACUCAUCCCAUAGCCAGUUUGAGCCCCUAUCAGAAUAAAUGGGUUAUCAAGGCUCGAGUUACCGCCAAAACGGCCAUACGCACUUGGAGUAAUCCACGCGGAGAGGGUAAAUUGUUUAGUAUGGAUUUGAUGGACGAGUCUGGUGAAAUACGUGCCACCGCUUUCAAGGAGCAAUGUGAUAAGUUCUACGAUCUCAUCCAGGUCGAUGGUGUCUAUUAUUUCUCCAAGUGUCAGCUAAAGCCGGCUAAUAAACAAUACUCCCAACUGAAGAAUGACUACGAGAUGACCUUCACGGGAGAGACGAUGGUUCAAAUGUGCGAGGAUGAAGAGGACAGCAUUCCCGAGAUUAAAUACGAUCUGGUGCCCAUUUCCCAAGUCUCUAAUAUGGAAAACAAGGCAGCAGUGGACACCAUUGGCAUUUGCAAAGAGGUUGGCGAACUACAGACUUUCACUUCACGCACCACCAACAAGGAGUUCAAAAAACGUGACCUUACCCUGGUGGACAUGAGCAACUCGGCCAUUAGUCUGACAUUGUGGGGCGAUGAUGCCGUCAAUUUCGAUGGACAUGUUCAGCCGGUAAUAUUGGUCAAGGGAACGCGUAUCAAUGAGUUCAACGGUGGCAAAAGUCUCAGCCUGGGCGGUGGUUCCAUCAUGAAAAUAAAUCCCGAUAUUCCAGAGGCUCACAAACUGCGUGGUUGGUUUGAUAAUGGAGGAGGUGAUAAUAUUGCCAAUAUGGUAUCGGCACGCACAGGCGGAGGAACAUUUUCCGCCGACUGGUUGACCCUCAAGGAUGCCCGAGAGCGUAACUUGGGCAGUGGUGACAAACCCGAUUACUUCCAAUGCAAGGCUGUGGUUCACAUUGUGAAGCAGGAAAAUGCCUUCUACAAGGCUUGCCCCCAGGCCGAAUGCAACAAGAAGGUUGUCGAUGAGGGCAACGAUCGCUAUCGCUGUGAACGUUGCAAUCAAGAUUUCCCCAAUUUCAAAUAUCGCUUGCUUAUCAAUUUAAGCAUUGGUGAUUGGACCUCUAACCGAUGGGUCACCUGUUUCAGUGAGAUUGGUGAGCAGCUACUCAAGCACACUGCCCAAGAGGUGGGCGAGGCACUGGAAAACGAUCCACCCAAAGCAGAACAAAUGUUCUCGGGCAUGAAUUUCUCGGCUCACAUUUUCAAGUUGCGUUGCAAGAACGAAGUCUACGGCGACAUGACCCGCAACAAGCUCACAGUUCAGUCCGUCUCACCCAUUAACUAUAAGGACUACAAUAAACAUUUGAUUAAGGAACUCCAGCAGCUAACUGGCAUUGGCAGCUCCAAUUAAAUUUACUCUCAGUGCAGUGCACGUUCCAAAAUACAUAUAUCUUCAAUAAGCUACACACAUAAGAAUGAAAUUUUUUCUAUAUAUGGAAUCAACAUUAACGAUUUGCAAAUAAUAUUUAUAUGAUUGUACAUUUAUUGCCAAAAAGAGAACUCAUGAAAUUCCUCAACAUUA
Molecule: messenger RNA, 2092 nt
Organism: Drosophila willistoni
Lineage: Eukaryota; Metazoa; Arthropoda; Insecta; Diptera; Drosophilidae
Gene: RpA-70
Product: replication protein A 70 kDa DNA-binding subunit
Exons: 4
Coding region: 104-1921 (605 amino acids)
Biological process (GO): DNA recombination; DNA repair; DNA replication
Cellular component (GO): nucleus
Molecular function (GO): DNA binding
Source: RefSeq, a predicted model, not a curated record